Molecule: messenger RNA, 1023 nt
Organism: Stomoxys calcitrans (stable fly)
Lineage: Eukaryota; Metazoa; Arthropoda; Insecta; Diptera; Muscidae
Exons: 4
Coding region: 112-1023 (303 amino acids)
Source: RefSeq, a predicted model, not a curated record
AAUAUCCAUUGGAAAGUAUCCAGAAAUUUGACAGCCUGGUGGGAAUUUGCGCCACCACCGCCACAGGGUUUUAUCGUUGAUUUCGUCGUUGUUGAGCAAGAUUGCCGAAAUAUGGUUUUCACAUUUAAGUGUGGCCACCUGCAGAACUUGGACAACUCAAUAUCCAUCUGCCACCUAAGUAAGGAAAUUGACAAAUUGGAAAAGGAAAUACCGUGCUGGCGUCAAAAACUUCAUAGUUCCUAUAAAGAGUUGGAAAAAUUGAAGCAUGAAAUAAAAUUUUCAAAAUUAGUAAACAUAUUACAAAUUUACUUGAGAGGAAAAAAUUUAGAAGUACAAAAUUCUAAGCAAUCGUUGAUAAACAAGCAUGUAACAAAUAUAGAUAAAGAGGUGGUAUUAAAUUCGCAGUGGCUACACCGAGCGUUCACUUUAGCUAGUGAAGUUAUUAAAAACGGUAGCCUUAAUACAGAACAAAGAUAUCAUUAUGACCAACUCCACCGACACUUAUUCGGAACAACGCUUAAUUUGAAACAUAGUAGUUUGAAUGUUGGCGAAUCACGAAUAAACGGGAUUCAUGCAGCGUCCAGCGAUGAUGAUGGUGAGACAAUAUAUACAGCUGAUGCUACACUAGGACGGGGACAAUGCAGUAAACGCUUACGUUUGGAAGACUAUGAUUUAGAUGAUUUAGAUGACAUGGCUGAUAGUUCGGAUUGUGAUGACGAGGAAGUUUUAAGUGGAGGCGAUAAGCAACAAGCAAAUAAGCUAACUGCAUUUAAAAUGCCAGCCAAGAAGCCUAAGACAAAUUUGAAUGAAACGCAUGUCGUGUCUAUGGAUGCAAAUAUGAAUACAACGUAUUAUAUGGGCCCUUCAUCCUCGAAAAAGAAUGUUAACUGCGGCAAAGUUUUAACAUCCAAUAAAAACCAUCUCGUAUCAAAUGUUUUGUCUGAACAAAUCGUUAAAGGGCCUUCUAAUGCGGAUCAAUUAAAAAAUGGCACAUUCCGGAGUGUCUUCUCUGCACGCUUCUGA